AUGAAAGCGAGGGAAAUGGUCGCAAGGAUGACGGGGCAUGCGGGGAAGCUUGGCUUGCCCCGAGAAUGCAUCCACAUUGUCGCGUCCUACUUGGAUCACUUGGCACUGCAUGCGAUGGAGAUGACGUGCCGUACGUUCUUCGAAAGUGGCAUCCACGGAGCGUAUUGGAGAAUGAGUGCAUUGCGUGAAGCGGUUGUGAUUCCCACCGAGCACACCAUGGAUUGGAAGACACUGGCAUGCUCUUGUGUCAAUUUGGAUGCACAGCAGACCGCUGGGCUCCUCGGUAACGUCGUCGGCGAUUGCGAUAUGAUCAUAGCGUUCUCGUCUGUCGACCGACCACGUGAAGAAGGGGCCAAAAACACGUUACGAGUGUCACGGUGCUUUCGGCGGAUGCGAGCGCGCAGCGAUGACGGCCCCCAACAAGCCCUGCUCAAUUACACAUUGCAAACCCUCAUCUGCGGAUGCUCUCAAGGCGAUUGCUACUGGAGCAGCGCACCUUCCGCGUCGGAGAUCCAAGACGACUACAUUGACUACACACUUGUCGAUCGAUGCAUUAUUCGCGCGAUAGACAUCGUGCCGUACAAGGCAUUUUGGCAGAUGGGCGAGCCAGGGUAUGCACCGAUGAAGGUGUCCAUCUCGUUCUUUACCCCUGGGGAUUCGUCGAAUGCAGACCGAUGCAUGUAUUACACUUCUCCUUCCUUCGACGUCGUCAAUCGAAUGGAGAUGCAAACGUUCUUCCUGCCAAGGCUUGUUCUCGCCCAGGCAAACACGCAUGUCCGCGUGAACUUCCAUGGCAAGCAACAGUUCGAAUACGUCGACGCGGUGGACUACCCGCGGCGCUACUUCUGCUGCAUCAGCCAUGUCGGUGUCAACGGAAUUUUGUUGCCCUUGAACGCAGAAUUGCAUUGACCAAUGAAAAAUCAAAAGAACUUCUCUCUGA
Aphanomyces invadans is the source of this 940-nucleotide messenger RNA. RefSeq lists its product as hypothetical. The coding region runs from base 1 to 909 and encodes 302 amino acids. Gene Ontology annotation, molecular function: protein binding. The record is from RefSeq and is a predicted model, not a curated record. Lineage: Eukaryota; Oomycota; Saprolegniomycetes; Saprolegniales; Verrucalvaceae. The transcript is spliced from 5 exons.